Messenger RNA from Cylicocyclus nassatus, 1473 nucleotides. Lineage: Eukaryota; Metazoa; Nematoda; Chromadorea; Rhabditida; Strongylidae. The record is from the annotation of a GenBank genome assembly.
CUCUGAACGGCAUAUCGUAUAGUGAGUAUUACUUCUACUCUCAGCAGAAGCAGCUAAUAGGACACAAUAGAAGCAGUCGCCACCAGCAUGAUGCGGCCGGAGCGGCGUCAACUUUUGGACAGAAGUCUUAUAGAUCUGAGUCGGGAAAUGGAUGUUGACGAUGUGCUUCUCUAUCUGCAAAGCAAAGGAGUGUUCCCGGAUCUGGUCGUCGACAAAGUUUUGUCUUCUGGAGGCACAACUGCCAAGCGAGUCGCCAUCAUCCGUGCUGUAAAAUCGAGAGGUGACAAAGCUUAUGAUGCUUUGUUUCGGGCGCUGCUCUACGCGCGACAAUCUCAUCUAGCCGAUCUUUUGAGGCCACUAAUUGAUGAAGACGUGCUCCAAACAAUUGAAAAUGAGCCUUUGAACGGUGCAUCACAUCCGAAUCCAUCCUCUCCUAGUAAAAUGGAUGGUACUGGCCCUUCGACAUCUUAUAUGCCUCCAAUGCAACCAGCUGGUGUACUAGACGAUCUCAAGGUUGAUUUCGUUGACAGCAACUCCUGUCCACAGGUGGAGAUGUAUAUGAGGAAUCGUGAUUUGAUAUACCCGAACUUUGCCACUCCUAAAGGUCUUUGUCUCAUUAUCAACAACGAAAACUUCUCGUCUAUGCCACGGCGACAAGGCACAGAAAUUGAUUGCGUGAAUCUCAAGAAUUUAUUUGGACAGAUAGGUUACAAAGUGAUAGUGGAGAAUGAUCUCACAUGUAAGGAGAUGCUUACACGGGUUAGGACAUUUGCAAAUGAUGCAGGACACCGUUUUUCAUCAUCAGCGAUUUUGAUCAUACUUACACAUGGAGAAAGGGAUCAGCUGCUUGGUGUUGGCGGUGAUGAUGACAUCUUGUCGAUAUAUCCUGUACUAGAAGCGUUGAACGCACGGAACGCUCCUUUGCUGUCAGGCAAACCGAAGCUGGUAUUCAUUCAGGCCUGCAGAGGAGAUCGACGCGAUACUGGUGUAGCAUAUAUGGAUCAAGUCGAUACGGCUCACCAUAAAACUGAUGGCCCAUUUGGAUUCCUCAAGUGCAUACAAAGCCCGGCAGUCGUCGAAACCACAUCGUUGAGACCGCGUGAAUCUGACUUUCUCAUAGCAUACGCCACUCCGCCAACGUAUGUAUCUUGGCGUAAUAGUCUUCGAGGCAGUUGGUUUGUGCAAGCGGUUUGUGAGGUGUUUGCUAAGCAUGCGCGUGAUAUGGAUAUUCUGCAGUUGCUCACAAGAGUAAAUCAAAGGGUGGCGGAGUGCUUUCAGACAAAUUGCUCUUCUUCGUACAAGCAAAUGCCUGAGUUCCAUUCAAGGCUCAUCAAACAGUUCUACUUUUUUCCUGGUGUGAAACGUUCUUCUUCAUGCAAUCUCACACUCACACGGAUCAACAUACUCGCUGAUCGUCAUUUUGGAGCAGAUUAUAAAGCGGAGAUGCUCAUGGGAUGCUGGUUCCAAAUAUGA